GAAAAAGAAAGAAUUAUUCAAAAGAAUAAACUUAAUCAAAGUAAUAAGUUAACAACACAAAAUAAUGAAACAGCAAUUCAACAAUAUAAACCUGUUCAAGUUUCUAAUUUUAUCGAAGAUGACUAUGUAACUAAAGAAGAGACUGAAGAAGUUAUUGAAACAAAUAAUCAAGAAAAUAAAAAAUAUAAAGAAUUUGAAGAAAAAAUAGUUAAUUUGAUAGAUAAUAUUGAAUCGACUAAAGAAACUCAUGUUAAUAUUACUAAAGAUGCUAUUUCAAUUUCUGGCAAAU
Racocetra fulgida is the source of this 289-nucleotide messenger RNA. NCBI's taxonomy places the organism in Eukaryota, Fungi, Glomeromycota, Glomeromycetes, Diversisporales, Gigasporaceae. The record is from the annotation of a GenBank genome assembly.